Chaetomium fimeti is the source of this 3878-nucleotide messenger RNA. RefSeq names its product RIC1-domain-containing protein. Gene Ontology annotation, molecular function: protein binding. NCBI's taxonomy places the organism in Eukaryota, Fungi, Ascomycota, Sordariomycetes, Sordariales, Chaetomiaceae. The record is from RefSeq and is a predicted model, not a curated record. Gene Ontology annotation, cellular component: cytosol; Golgi membrane; Ric1-Rgp1 guanyl-nucleotide exchange factor complex. The transcript is spliced from 3 exons. Bases 209 to 3541 code for a protein of 1110 amino acids. Gene Ontology annotation, biological process: retrograde transport, endosome to Golgi; intracellular protein transport.
AACCGACCUUGUUCUUGGUCGCACAACCGACUUCACGACUGCCACUUAUUUACAACAGGCGACCCCCGUUGCUCUCAAUGGGAAUCCGUUACCGAUUAUCGAGAGAGAACGACACGUCGACAUGAAUUGACGCCGAGGAUAGAACUGUUCCAAACCUGCCGAUGCGCGUAUGAGUGCCGCCUCUGAAGGGUCCGGCCUCUGAGGAGCCAUGUACUGGCCGCUUGGGACACCGCGGAUCUAUGCUACGAGCAGCUCCCGCCAGCCGGACUCUCUCCGCGUAGUUUCGCACGAUGGCCUCCCUAGCACGCCCGGGCGGCCUGAGCAGAGAUUCGAUAAUGCUUCGCUCCUCUCUCCAAACUCCGCUGUUCUCCAACAAGACGGUCCGGGUACCUCGUCCGCGGCCCCCUCGACAAACCCCAUCACUCCAGUGACACCGAUUACUCCCUUGACUCCUGGCAUCAAACCCAUAGAGCACGACUAUCUCGACGAAAACAGCCCCGUACACGCGCCAGGAAUCGCUCCUCCCCCCAUACCGCUGCGGGAGCCCAUUUUGGCUCUACGCGUAGCUCGCGCUGGCCAUAUAUUUGCCGUCAUCACGGCAACAUCUAUGGUCAUCUGGCAAACAAAGCCAACCGUCGUCCUAGCUGUCGUCGUCCGUUCCGAAGCGUCUCUCGAGACCUACGGCACCAACACCAACCUCCUCAUCCGACCGGACUCGGCCAUCCUUGUACUUCACACGAGCUUGGGCUAUCUGAUAACAUACUCUCUCGCCACGGACCCCGAAGCCCGGGUUUACCGGCCGCAUUUUGCCAACCACACCAAUGUCCAACGGAGACGGCAGAAUCAUGUCGGGGAUCCCGGCCACGCUGCUCCCGACCAAAUACUAUGGGGCCCGGGGGAGGGGCCUGGGGUGAGGGAUGUCAGUGUUCGCUUCCGGAUGGUGAUCAAGGUGGAUGCGGGGAUCGAAAGCGCUUUGGCCCUUGACGACGAGCUGAUUGUGGCCACACGCAAACCCGCCGCCGUCCAGUGCAUCCGCUGGGCACCCGAUAACUCGGGAAGCCAGACAAGCACCGAACUAUUGAGCCGGAUGAGCUGGUUAGAAAAGAAGGUCACAGUCAGGGAGAUGACCCACGACAGGCCCAUGAACCUCUCAACAUGGAUCACGAGCGAUGGAAGGGCGUACGCGAUGCAGCGAAUAGCCCCUACCCAACAAGAAAGCGGCUCAAACGAGCCUGCCGACCCCAAGAAGCUAUUCAAAGGAUACUGUUUCCACACACCCCGGAACGACGGGGACCAUGCUGUUCGAUGUGUGAUCAACGCGAGGUUUUCGUUAAUUGCAGUCGGGUGCACCGAUGGAAGUGUUCGCGUCUACUCAGCGAGGGACUACUCUGGUAACAUCCCUGCAUCUCACGUCCACAACGUGCAGGCGUCUGCCGCCACGUCCGGCAGACUUACCGCGCUCAACUACUCCCCCGACGGAUACUGCCUCUUCGCCGGGUUCGAGAAGGGUUGGGCAACCUGGAGCGUCUACGGAAUGCCACUGAGCAGCACCUUCCAAGCCGACCUUGCCAUUUCCUCUACAAAUGGAGAAGAAUGGCUUUCGGGUGUGCUAGAUGCCGCCUGGAUCGGAGGGUCUUGCGACCUUCUCCUGGCUAGCAGGUCUCACGAGGCUGUGUGGCUAUUGGAAAUGGCGCGGAGCGCGGUAACGGGGUGCUACAACCCAGCAAACCUGUUUCGGACCGUGCUUCAGAGCACUUCGAGUGUCCUGGUAUACCGGGGUUACGACUUACCAGAUCUCACAUCCAUUUCGGCUGAGCCCUCCCUUUGGCACACAAGCCGGAUCCCCGCUGUUUACCUUUUGAACCAGUGGCCCAUCAGGUGUACGGCCAUUUCAGCAGACGGCCGCUAUUUCGCCGUGGCAGGCAGGCGGGGGUUAGCCCAUUACAGCGUCAACAGCGGCCGUUGGAAGACGUUUGCCAACGACGGUCUAGAGAACGAGUUCCAAGUCAGGGGGGGCAUGUGCUGGUACCAGAACAUACUCGUCGCCGCUGUGGAAGCCAAUAGGUCCUUCGAGUUACGUCUUUACUCCCGCGAGUCAGCGCUCGACGGCGCUCCGGCGUACACACAACAAAUGGCGACACCCGUUGUCUUGGUCACCUCAACUGGCGAGGACUCGCUUCUGGUCUACACUUACGACAACCUCCUUUAUCAUUACAUCUUCGCCCCGAUGUCUGGCUCCAUCAAAUUGAUUGAAGUCGGCCACAUUGCUUUCCAUGGCAUCGUAAGAUCGCCUGCAAGAGUGAGGGGCCUUAGCUGGAUCCUACCCGACCACCAACUCCACGAGGGCGAUCCAACUCAGGAUGUAGCGCAUGCAUCUGUCCUGUUCUUGGUGGACGGGAAGCUAGUCCUCCUGCGCCCCUCGGUCAGCGACGGCAAUCUGAAAUACGACAUGCGCGUCAUCGCCCAUAAUGUCGAAUACUAUCUCAGCAUGAGGGACUGUCCACACACUCUUGAGGCCACACCACAGCGGCCCGUUCAGGCAGCCAAUGGCGCAGGAGGCAAAGGUCUCGCGGACUCCCUCUGGCUGUUUGAUGGCAACGAGCUGAAGGCGUGGCCUGACAUGGACCCGGUCAUGAAAGCGAUAUCAGGGGGGCUUUCAAGAGAGCUGCCCGCCAUGGUCCCCGUCCCUCUCGACUUCUAUCCGCUUUCGGUUCUGCUUCCGAAAGCUGUCGUGCUCGGCGUUGAGCCGGACCUCAUUCAGCGCCGCGAUAUCAGCUUCUCCUUCUUUCGCUUCUCCAUCAGGACCCACCUUUUCUUCCCUGAUAUCCUGCGGUUUUAUCUCACCGCCAACAGAGCGACCGAGGCCUUGCGACUAGCGCAGCAAUAUGAGCAUUUGGAAUAUUUCGCCCACGGCCUCGAGAUCCUCCUACACCACGUGCUGGAUGAGGAGGUAGAUGCAAACCCCACCCCCGCGCCUGAGCACGCCAUUCUCCCACGCGUACUCUCGCUCCUCUCGUCGUUCCGACAAUAUCUUGAUAUCGUGGUCCAGUGCACACGCAAGACGGAGGUGCGUUCCUGGCGCACCCUGUUCGCGUAUCUACCCCCGCCGCAGGAGCUGUUUGAGGAGAGCCUGCAGCGUGGCAGUCUGAAGACGGCGGGCGGUUAUCUCCUGAUUCUCCACACAUUCGAUGAGCUGGCUACGGCCAGCGAGCAAAGUGUGCGGUUGCUGAGCCGUGCCAUGCGCGAGGAAGACUGGGAUCUGUGCAAGGAGCUUGCGCGCUUCUUGGCGGCGCUUGACGAAACCGGCGAUACGCUGCGGGAAGCCAUGGAGAUGGUGAAUGCCCGCAUGGGACAAGAACACGAGGCCGACGAAGGGUCGGUCAGGAACGGAUUCAUGGCCAGACUCGAGAUUCCAUCCUCGGGAAUCUACCCCUCCCUCGGUGGCUCAGCGGGGGCUGGUCUCGGGCGGAUAGCGGGGAGCGAUUCGGACGCAGAAGGCCUGUCUGCUAGUGACGCGGGGUCUUUCAUCAGCAGCGCCUAAUCAGACAUCGAAGACGAUCAUUCACAGACGGCACGGUGCGGGCCCAAACGGAGUGGUGGCAGGCGGCAUGGCGCCUCGGGAUGGGAAGCCGGCGAGCUCCCAAUCAGUCAUGACAUGGAUAUACCGCCAAUAUUGAGGGUUGGAAAGUGCAUAGCCGAGAAGAUAGACGGAGAGGUUCGUCUGAGAGCCCGCCAUCGGUAAUAUAUCAUUCAUCCUCCCUUUGCUACCUAUGACGCCACAGGACUGGCGAAGAGCAAGACCCGAUGCAGCUUACCAUUGGCCCGUGCCCUGAAGCGCUUGCUGCUUUAAUUCGCGGCCUCGUCCCGCUCAGUCUCAC